Messenger RNA from Trematomus bernacchii (emerald rockcod), 6251 nucleotides. Its product is annotated as zinc finger MYM-type protein 4-like. Lineage: Eukaryota; Metazoa; Chordata; Actinopteri; Perciformes; Nototheniidae. Bases 177 to 5192 code for a protein of 1671 amino acids. Gene Ontology annotation, molecular function: zinc ion binding. The record is from RefSeq and is a predicted model, not a curated record. The transcript is spliced from 27 exons.
UUUAGGAGCUGAUUUUUGGAUUAUUCGACCGCAACCAUAGUCCCCUUUUCAACAGCAGGAAUAGCCUACAAGAUGGCGUCUAUCAACUUCCGGCGGGUGGGGGAGUGAGGGCGAGUACUUCCGGUUUGAAUACAGAGUUUUGACAGUUUGUUUUGACAUAGACACCAAGAGCAAGAAUGAGCGGAUUUGGAAAGGUUAAAGAAAGGCGAUUGGCCUUCCAGCGGGUAAGAAAGUCGGCACUACAUUGCUGUGUACCCCUUUGUACAAAUUCGUCCCGUUAUAAUCGGGAGAUAAGUUUCCAUUCAUUUCCUAUUGAUGCUGAAGUAAAGGCUCAGUGGCUGAUCAAGGUCCGUAGGGACAAUUUCAGCCCCACAAAAAAUACCCGUGUGUGUAGUAGGCAUUUUCGACCAGGAGACUUAUUGGUCACAGCUGGAGGACUGAACAGAGUACAGAAAGGAGCUACACCUGUUCUCUUUGCAUGGAAUAACUACGAGCUACCUACACCAAGACGUAAUGUUUGGGAGCGUCGGCCGAGGGCAGAGAGUCCCACCCCGGACUUGACAGCUGAGUACGAGGUGGAAACAGUUGCGCCGCCGGAUCAUGACUACUCUUUAAAUCCAGCGACGGCAGUGAUGGCAAAUCAGGUGGCCGACGAGAACGAAGCCUUGAAAAUGCAGGUAACAGACGGAGAGUCUAUGGAGGCUGUUUCAGAGCCAGGAUUUUCUGCAGAUGUUGGAGAACCACAGCUUGUUCACACAGCUUCUCAACAACUCUCUGAACAUGGAGAGGAAGAUACCUUUGUUGCUGCUCAAAAAGAAAUAGAAAUUAAAGAAAUUGAGCAUAAAGAGACUUUAUCCACUGAAGAGACAGUCAGCACAGUUAUGGUUCACAGUGUUGGGUCAAAUAGCACAUCAGAGACUGAGAAAGAAGAAGGUAGUCAGGUGAAAACCGAGGAAGAGUUUGAGUUGAGCUCAGAGGAAAAUCCUGCAGAACCUGAUAUGAGCAAGGAUACAAAUAUGCACAAUACUGUUGAGAAGAUAACAAACUUAAACAUGGAAACAGACAUGGACACUACAAAGGACAAAGGCACUCAGCAGGGGUCACCUGGCAGUAAAUCCAGGGUUCCUAAAGCAGAGGACCUCGAUGAGAUGAUGGACAUUGGUACAGUAGAUCAGGGGGAACAGGAAGCUCAGAUGAAAGAGGAGCAAGAGAAUCAUUUAAUGGAGGAGGAUUGCAGCCAUUCACCUGCCAUUUUUCAUACAGUGUUAGACAGUGAUGCUGUUGAGGAGGAAGUUGAUGUGAAACCCCCCGUACUGCCCCCACCAGAGGAGGAGCAGGUGGAGGACGUGAAAGUGGCUUUAGAUAUGCUGAGGUCCAGCUCGUCUCCACCUCCUGAAGCCACGACAAGUACGGGAAGGGACAUAUCCUCACCAGCGACUGAAGUGAACGGGAUAAAAGUCGUUAACCUGCCGAUACCAAGAUUAGACACUGUAAGAGAAAAUGCUGCUGACCAGCCAAUCAGGUCGUCUCCCUCACCACCUCUGGUCAAGGUGAAGGAUGAGCCCAUAGAUGAAGAUUAUGAUCAAGCUCUGAUAUCUUCCACAUCCACUGCAAACGUGAAAGAUGAGCCCAAUAUUGCAAAGGAGGACCUGAGGAUCGGAUCGGUCUUCUCUGUGACCCCAGCUGCUGAAGCUCAAUCGCUGCCCGUCGUCAACCCCUCCUCCCUGCACAUGUCCUGCUCCAACUGCAAGUCGAGCCUGAUCAAAGGACAGACUGCUUUCCAGAGGAAGGGCUCCCCCGCCCUCUUCUGCUCCACCUCCUGCCUCACCACGUCGCUCCCCGCAGCCAAAGGAGUCACUAAGGUCUGCCACGACUGCCAAAAGUUGAUAUUUCGGCCUCAGGACAUCAUCCUGGCUCCAGAUGCUAGUGGCAGCGUGAAAGAAUUCUGCUGUCAGAACUGCCUGACCAGCUUCAACUUCAAGCAAGACGCCAUCAAAAAAUCAUCUCAACCAAAAUUAACCCCGUCACUCUGCAGCAUGUGCAGCAGAUACUGCAUCAGCAAACAUGAGGUGAUCCUGAGCGGUGCUGUCCACAAGCUUUGCAGCGACGCCUGCUUCAACCGUUUCCGGAAAGUCAACAAACUUUCCAUGGCUGGCUGCGAAAACUGCGGCUCAUACUGCCUCAAGAAAUCGCUCAUGCUGAAGCUGAAGGACAGCCACAAAACUUUGUGCAAUGUAGAGUGUCUGGCCAAGUACAAAGAGAACACUAAGACCAACCAGCCCUGCGUGAUGUGUAACACUACCCGGCCGAUGGGAGAAAUGAUUCACAACAAGAACAGUGACAACUCAGUGAGCCUGUACUGCAGCAGCAGCUGUGUGAUGGCUUUCAAGGUCCAGUCCGUCAGUGCAUCAGGUGCUCGGGUGAGUUGUGAUAAUUGUGGGAAAAACACAGUCCCCGCCUACCACCUGGCCAUGUCAGAUACCUCCAUCAGGAACUUCUGCACUCUGCCUUGUGUCAUGGCUUUUCAGGAAAGGUUCAAGAAGUCCCAGACACAGGUGAAUAUUUUUACCAAGUUGCCUGUCGGAUCACCCCAAAUCCAGAUCACCUCCGCCCAAAAUCAGCAAGAAAUCCCCAAAGCACCACUGAAACUGAACUGCUUCCAGUGUGCCCGCAACAUACAAUCUCUACCUGAAGUCAUCCAGAUCAAGGACCAAAUGGUUUUCGUGUGCAGCAUUGAUUGUGCUCACGAGUUCAAGAAAGACAACAACGUGACGAGCCUGUGUGAAUACUGUAAGAUCGAAAAGAUCACCAGAGACGCUAAGAGGAUAGACAACAGAGACUGCUACUUCUGCAGCGACGGAUGUAAGCUCCUCUUCAGACACGACCAGACUAAAAGCUGGGGGAAGCACUGUAACUCCUGCGCCUACUGCUACAGUGUGUCCAAGGAGCUGGUGACGGCUCAGUACGGAGGCUCCACCGAGGAGUUCUGCUCUGACGAGUGCCGCUCCAAAUACACCAUGCUCUUCUGCCACGUUGCAAAGUGUGACACCUGCGGCCGCAAAGGGAAACUGAAGCAGAGUCUUCCCAUGCUGGGAGAGGUCAAACACUUCUGUGAUCUGACCUGUCAGCUGCAGUUCUGCUGCGAUAAAGUGGCCACGCAGGGAGAAAUCGUCAAAGGUACAGCGGAGGCCACACCCGUCAUCGCCAGUGUCAUCUCACUUGCAGGACCUCCAACAGAGAAAUCAAACGCUUCCAACAGAACUGUCCAGACAAGUACACAACACACAAACACAGGCACAUCCUGUCAUCCCAAGAGCUUUGGAAAUUUUAGUGUUCAGACGGAUACAGUGAACGUUCCUUCUCCUUCCCGCCCAAAAAUCCUGAAGAACAAGGCCGUGCUCUGCAGACCGCUGGUGCAGAACAAAGCGAUUUCCUGUAAGACGCAGACAGCCGAUGUUGAAGCACAAACGGACGACAUCUUUCCUAAAAUCCUGAUCGUUCCCGUCCCAGUGCCGGUGUAUAUUCCUGUACCCAUGAAUAUGUACAGCCAGUUUACCCCCCAACCUGUGGGGCUGCCAUUACCAGUGCCGGUACCCAUGUUCCUGCCUGUGACAUUGGACAGCGCUGAACGCAUCUUAGAAACCAUCCAGGAGAUAAAGCAAAAGAUCCCGUCCGACCCCUUCGAGGCAGAGCUCAUCCUCAUGGCCGAGAUGGUGGCAGAACAACAUGAGAACAGCAACAAGGAGGAGAGACCAAAGGAGAAGGUGGCGGGAAAAGACAGAAAACAAGUAACUGCUCCAGAUGAUCACGCCAGUAACUACAGUGAUGACUUAGACACAGAAGACUUGGCAAGUUUUCUCAAUAACUGGGAGGAAGCCUCCUCUGAUCCAGCUGUCAGGUCUCCCAGUCGGCCGCACGCUCACGAGAAGCUCAACCCCGUUAUAGGCAUUCCCCUGGGCCUGACCAAUGAGCCUUUCCCCGAGCCCAACCCUGCCUUGGACAUCGAAGCAGACUUCACUGUCGAAAUGUUGGAGAAAAUUGCCCGUUUAAGAGACGAGUCCAGGCGCACCCCGAGCCCUCCGCCUGCUACUCCAAGGCGACGACAAGCUCACAGGAAAGCCAGAGAAAAAAGGGGUCGUAAGCCAAAGCGCUCGUCUAAGACAGCUGAAGUGUCGACUCAAAAGGCCGAGGCAGUAGAGGUCCCAAAACUGCAGAGUGAAUAUGGAGUUGAAGCCUGGAAGCGAUGGAUCCAGAAGAGGCCAGCUCAACCCAACAUGGAGAAACCACGCUUUGGUUCUCGCCCGAUAGAGUUGAAGGAGGAUGUUCUCAGCUGCACCACGGCUGAGCUGAGCUACGGUCUUUGUUCUUUCAUCAGUGAGGUGAAACGACCCAAUGGAGAGCCGUACUCCGCCGACAGCCUCUUCUACCUCUGCCUCGGCAUUCAGCAGCAUCUGUUUACAAACGGUCGUGUGGAGAACAUCUUCAUGGAUCGGUUCUACAACAAGUUCGCCACAGAGUUCACUACUAAUCUUAGACAUUUUAAACCUUCAAUCACAGCAAGUGGUUAUAUCCAUUCCCGUGUAGAGGAGGAGUUUCUCUGGGAAUGUAAACAGCUGGGGGCGUACUCCCCCAUCGUCCUCCUCAACACUCUGCUCUUCUUCUGCUGCAAGUACUUUGGCUUCACUACGGUGGAGCAGCACCGCCAGCUGUCCUUCGCCCACGUCAUGCGCUGCACCAAAACCAACCAUGACAACAGCAAGAACACCUUCCUGCGCUUCUACCCCCCAAUAUCCAUAAACGAGGCAGAGGCAGAGCCAGAUCCAGAGGUUCCAGCUAAGAGGCGUAAGGAGGAGGAGAGUAAAGAGGAUAUCCUGGAGAUGAUGGAGAACACAGAGAACCCUCUCCGCUGUCCAGUCAGACUUUACGAGUUUUACCUCUCCAAGUGCUCGGAGUCGGUCAAACAGCGCACCAACCUGUUCUUCCUUCAGCCUGAGCGCUGCUGCGUCCCCAACAGCCCCCUGUGGUUCUCCUCCAGCCCACUGGACGACAGCACAAAGGAAAACAUGCUCAUUCGCAUCCUCACUGUCAGAGAGCUGCAUGUCAGGAGGAAGAAAGAUGGAGGGAUAAAGCAGAAGAAACCCGAUGAUCUACCAUACAUACCUGGCGAGGAAGAAGAGGGGGAUUCAGAGUGAAAGUGAUGCGGGAAGAUACCUUUUUAUUGGUGCAUCAACUUGUUGUGAAAAUAUUGUAAAUAAAGAGAUUAGAUCAUUUGAAUAUGACCUAAUAAACAGAAAUGGACAGAAUAAUCCCUAUGGAGCAUAAGUACCAUUUUCAGAACUGCAAUUCAAGUGAUAUUCCUUGUUUUGGAACUGAGAUGGAAGACUCAACUAAGAAUUCGGACUAUCAACUACUUGCUCAAUUGGACACAAAGCUAUACUGUAUUUUAUCUGCUAGAUGGUAGCUUCCCAAUUUUGGUUUAGGUUAUCAGUGAGUAAAUGUCCAGAAGACAAACGGCUAACUGUGAUGUAGAUGUAAAUUGGCGACCAACAUUUACAUACUUGAGUUUUAACAAUGCAUCGAUACUAUGAUUUUGUGUCAGUCAAAGAGCGGCGCAAUUGUUAAACCCUAAGGGUUGAAUGUCAUUUAUGAAAAUGUAGGAAGCACACUUCAUAACAAAAUAAUUCAUAGAAUUCAUAGGAAUUCAUAAUGUAAAUACUACCAAAAUGUGCCGUGAUUGUGCAUUCUUCCAUUAUAUCUGCUGGUUUAAAUGAUUCAACAGGCUUCUCCAAUUUGCUCUUGGUAAAAUGUUAGAAACUGAACUUCAACAAAAGAAAAGAAGUUUCACUGAAAGAUUCAAAUAGUUUUUUACAUUUCGUCUUGCCUCACUCGCAGACAAAUUAACCAAUUUUAGGAAUUAAUUUCAGUGUAUUUGAAAACAUUUUUUUAAAGCAAUGUAUCAUGUUUGAAAAGACUCACACCACUGGAACAUUUCACUAAGUUACCUUUUGUUGACUGAACGCAUUGAAGUGAGUGUUGAUGACUGCAUUUUGGACAUAGGGCCUACUGUUUUCAGUACUGUCCUCUCAUACAUGGACUUGUUACAUAACCUUGAGUCCCUGGCGUUAUAAAAAAAAUACUGUUCUGUCAUGUAUAUCUUGGUUAUAUUAACCCCCAUUCCUUAAAGUAUGGCUGCCAAUGUUCUUGACAUUUUCUAUUCUAUGUUGUUUUUGAAUAAAAUCCUUUCAAAUGUA